CUCAGAACAGGGUGGACGACGUGCCACAAGUCACAGCCACUUCCUGGGGCAAAGUCGGGGUAAUGCAAAUGUCUGGAGACGCGGGAAAUUGUGUGGGGCAUGUAUCCUAAUGGUCUGGAACCUCAGCUGCUCCCAGUCUCCGGAAGAACGAUUUAAAGACUUGAUGGCUUCCUCCAUCCGAGACAUCGUCUUGAGGCAGCGUUUGCGUCCAAUCCAAAAGCGCAACCCAGCUUUGCUUUGCUUAUCAUCUAUCUGAAAGACUUCAACUUCUCCCAGCAGCCCCCUCAUUGCUUCCAGCACCCUAGCUGUCACAAUGUCGGACCCCAAACUGAACGAUGACAUAGACGUCAAGGCCAACAAUUCCCUGGGCUGCGUCGAGAACCACGAGCACAUUGCCCUCAAGUCGGGUCACGACAAACUCGGCCUGCGAGCUUCGGCAUGGAGAUUCCGAAAGGCUGUCCUUGUUUGCAAUCUCCUAUGUAUCGCCGCUGCUUGCGAUGGAUUCCAAAUCAGCCUCAAUGGGAAUAUCAUCGCCAACCAAGGUUUUAUCAACCAUGUCGGCUUCCAGAAUGUCGAAGGAGUCUAUGCGCUCAAAGCUCAAUACACUGCUCUCUGGGGUGCCCUGCAAUCCCUGGGCCAGAUCAUCGGCAUGCUCUCGCUGAAUCCCGUUUCGGACAGAAUCGGGCGCAAGCAGACACUGUAUUUCCUCUGGGUGCUCCUCGCUGCAUCUGUCGCCAUCGAGACCGCCGUUCGUGACUGGAAGGACUGGGCUGGAGCCAAGCUGUUGGCUGGGGCCGGGAUAGGAGCACUACAGGCAACAUUGCCCGUCUACAUCACCGAAUGGUCCCCUGUCAAUAUCCGAGGCGCAAUGGUACUUGCCUACGGGUUCUGGAACACAAUCGGGAACUUCUUGGCUCCCAUGAUUCUCACCAUCAUGCAAGCCACCGACCCUCUGGACUAUAAAACUCCCAUCCUGACUCAGUGGGGCUUCCUGGGUAUAAUGCUACCAAUAUUCAUCUGGCUUCCAGAGACCCCUGCAUACUACGCGGAGAGGGAUCAAGACGAGCCGGGAAGGAAGACACUGAGGCGUGUCAACGGCGGAGUGCUGGAUUAUGACGUCGAGGCAGAGUAUGCUAUCGUCAAAAACACGAUCCUGGAGGAACGACGCAUGCGAGAGGAAUAUGGACCGGAUAGCAAGACUUUCGCCGAUAUCGCCCGAACCUAUGUGGCUUGCUUUAAGGGGUCCAACGCGCGGAGGACUCUCGGCGCCGCUCUCCCGGCCUGCACUCAACAACUGACCGGUCUUGCUUUCUUGAACACCUACGCCAGCUUGUUCUUCAAGCAAAGCGGUUUCAAAAAUGCGUUCCUCAUUACCACUAUCUUAAGUAUCAUUCAACUUGUUGCCGCAUUGGCAUUAAUUCUCGUCUCGGACAAAGCUGGGCGCAGGCUGGCUACAUUUACCUCCGCCAUUGGUUGCUCGUUGGCCAUGAUGGUGGUUGGUAUCCUCGGGUUUGUGAACAAGACGACGCCGAUUCUGAACCUUCUCAUCUUCACUGCCUGUGUUUGGGCCUUCUUCAACAAAGCUCUUGGCAGCAUCGGAUGGGCUUUCGUCGGUGAAGUAGCAUCGCAAAAGCUCCGUGCUCGUACCGCCGGCGUCGCAGCAGCCACUUCGGUUAUUUUUGGUCUCACCUUCAAUACCACAGUCCCUCUCAUGUUGGACACCGAUGGCGCCAACUGGAGUUAUAAAACAGCAUGGCUUUUCUUUGGCACUGGAUUAGUGACCAUCGUUAUCGUUUAUUUCUAUGUGCCCGAGCCUGCGCAGCGUAAUUCCGCUGAAAUGGACGAAAUGUAUGAGAAGCGCGUACCCGCCCGAAAGAUGCGCAAGUAUGUCACCGAUGUACAGAGAGCUGUCCAUAUCGACGACCAUCCGACGGUGUGAUGGUCCAGAGACGCACACAUGACAACAACUUGGAUAUAGAAGAAUACGCGGAGUAUUCAAACGACUUAGGUUAGCCAAGUGUUACAUUAAAGGGGCAUCAGCAGCCUAAAGGCUUCGAAGGAAUCUUUUUAUUGUACCAUCCCAGUCUAAAAGUCCAAGUAUCAACGUGCAAAUGGAAAUGCAAAUGAUUGUCGUGGCUAUUCCUCCA
Messenger RNA from Ilyonectria robusta, 2147 nucleotides. Its product is annotated as general substrate transporter. The transcript has 8 exons. Gene Ontology annotation, biological process: carbohydrate transport; transmembrane transport. NCBI's taxonomy places the organism in Eukaryota, Fungi, Ascomycota, Sordariomycetes, Hypocreales, Nectriaceae. Gene Ontology annotation, molecular function: carbohydrate:proton symporter activity. Bases 314 to 1939 code for a protein of 541 amino acids. Gene Ontology annotation, cellular component: membrane. The record is from RefSeq and is a predicted model, not a curated record.